AUGUUAAAAGGAGAAAAGUAUAUGUUCAAUUUCUACAAGUCAGGGGAUAUCCUGAUUGGCGGAAUCAUAUCUACAUCUUAUACUAAACUUCAACCGUACAUUUUCUGCAAGCCCCCCACCAACAGUUUUUUAAGUCUGUAUAUGAGCUACUGGCACGUCCUGCCUUUCCUCUUUGCCAUUCAUGCGAUCAGACAGAAUCCAAAGAUGUUACUGAACAUCACCCUGGGCUACAACAUCUAUGAGAACUUUUUCAAUGCAAGAAUAACAUCCGAUGCCAUGAUGGAUUUGCUAUCCAUGGGGCAGGAGAAUGUCCCAAACUACAGUUGUGGAAGACGAGAACAUACAUUGGCGGUGCUUGAAGGGACUGAUUCUGAGCUCUUCAAUCACAUUUCAACCAUGCUGAGCAUCUACAAAAUCCCACAGAUCAGCUAUGGGGUCAUCAGCCACAUUCCUGAGCAGAAACAGCAUUUCCCUUUCUUCUACCGGCUGAGUCCAAAACAAGAGCCUCCUCACUUGGCGAUUGUCAAACUGCUCCUGCAUUUCCGAUGGACGUGGAUCGGCCUCGCUGCUCCGGACAAUGAAAGUGGAGCAAGGUUCAGGAGUUCUUUUGUCAUUGAGGCCAUCAAGAAAGGGGUUUGUGUUGCCUUCUCAGAAAGCAUCCCUCUGGCUGUGGCCAGAGUCCUCCAUGCUGCCUAUUCCUCCCACCUGAGUCAGAGAAGGAUACAGCUUGGGGAUUAUCUGGUACCACAGGUGGUACAGCCAUGGCAGCUUCAUCCUUUUCUAAGAAACUUCCAGCUUUACAAUAUUUCCAUGGACGGCAUUUAUUUGGAUGAGGAGAGAAAUCCUGUUGCUGACUUUGAUCUUAUGAACUGGGCAGCAUUUCCCAACAAGUCUGCUGCUCGAAUGAAAAUUGGGACUAUAGAAAGAGAAGCAGAUUCGGAAGUCAAGCUCUCCAUCAAUGAGAGUGCCAUCAUAUGGCCUAUGUCAUUUAACCAGAAAGUGCCUUUCUCGAGGUGUACUGAAAGUUGCCUCCCAGGAUACACCAAGCUCAGGAGAGAGGGAGCACCUGUUUGCUGCUAUGACUGUUCUCCGUGUAUGGAAGGAACAAUCUCCAGACAGGAAGAUGCAGCCGAAUGUAAAAAAUGUCAAGAUGACCAGCAUUCCAAUAAGAAGCAAGAUCAAUGUGUCCCCAAAACUGUAAGUUUCCUGUCCUAUGAUGAAAAGCUAGGUCUCAUCCUGGCUCUCAUUGCUUCUUUUUUGUCUUUAACUACUGCCUUCAUUCUGGGAAUCUUCAUUAAAUACCGAGAGACUCCCAUAGUCAAAGCCAACAACCGGGACCUCAUCUACAUUCUUCUGGCCUCCCUCUUGAUUUCCUUCUUGAUUGCCCUUCUAUUCAUUGGUCGCCCCAAGAAAGUGACCUGCCUUCUUCGACAAACCACCUUCAGUGUUGUUUUCUCCGUUGCUGUGUCUUCCUUGCUGGCCAAGACUGUCAUGGUGGUGGUAGCCUUUCUGGCCACAAAGCCAAGUAGCAAGAUGAGGAAAUGGCUGAGGAAGAGUCUGGCCAGCUCCAUUGUCUUGUCCUGCUCUGGGGUUCAAGUGGGUAUCUGCAUGAUAUGGCUGGGAAUCUCACCUCCAUUCCCAGAUAGUGACCUGCAUUCCCAGGUAGGACAGAUCCUGCUGCAAUGCAAUGAAGGCUCAGUCACCAUGUUCUUCAGUGCCCUUGGCUACAUGGGCUUUCUGGCUGCCAUCUGCUUCUUGGUGGCUUUCCCGGCCCGGAAGCUGCCAGGGACCUUCAACGAAGCCAAGUGGAUCACCUUCAGCAUGUUGGUUUUCUGCAGUGUUUGGCUCUCCUUUGUCCCCACCUACCUGAGCACCAAAGGGAAAUACAUGGUGGCUGUGCAGAUCUUCUCCAUCCUGGCCUCCAGCCUGGGCUUACUGGGCUGCAUCUUUAUCCCCAAAUGCUACAUCAUUAUUUUGAGACCUGAUAUGAACACCAAGGAGCAUCUAAUGGUGAAAAGCAAUGAGGGCUCUUGA
Candoia aspera is the source of this 2034-nucleotide messenger RNA. Its product is annotated as vomeronasal type-2 receptor 26-like. Gene Ontology annotation, biological process: G protein-coupled receptor signaling pathway. Gene Ontology annotation, cellular component: plasma membrane. NCBI's taxonomy places the organism in Eukaryota, Metazoa, Chordata, Lepidosauria, Squamata, Candoiidae. The coding region runs from base 1 to 2034 and encodes 677 amino acids. The transcript has 7 exons. Gene Ontology annotation, molecular function: G protein-coupled receptor activity. The record is from RefSeq and is a predicted model, not a curated record.